This is a messenger RNA of Paramuricea clavata, 915 nucleotides long. NCBI's taxonomy places the organism in Eukaryota, Metazoa, Cnidaria, Anthozoa, Malacalcyonacea, Plexauridae. The record is from the annotation of a GenBank genome assembly.
AUGGCUGGAAAAAAGAAAAGAUCUGUUUACAGAAAGUCGAAGAAAGGAAGGCAGUUUACUGGACUUCAAAGAUAUGCUAACAAAACGAAGACACAAGAAAAUGUGCUAAUAAAUGAAGGUGAAUCGUCGAUGACACAACAUCAACCAGUUCAGAGAUUGAUCAACCUUUGGUUUUGAGUGCUUCUAGGAUCAAAUUAAAACGCCGAACUAUUUCAAGCAGUUCAUCGGACAACUCUGAUGGUGGGAUAGACGACCCUGUUGAAGGAUAUAGGCUUGUAAAUGUUGCAAAAUUAGCUUCAGUUCUUUCAACUGAAACACAUGUUUGUGAGGGAGGUAAGAUGACUAACCUGGAUUGUAUAUACUGUUCCCUUGAUUACCAUAAAAAAAUUUCCUUCAUUACUUUUUUCAAUUUGUUUGAUAGUAAAUUUUAUUUCUCCAUGUUUUUCAACCCAAACUUUUCCCAUAUAUAAACAUUACAUUGGCUAGCAAAGUGGACUUACCCACAGCACAAUUAUGUUUUAUAUAUUUAGUAUUUCACACCAGUUUUCAUUUAAUUAUUUCUGUAUUCUAGGCCAUUUGAUUCUGAGUGAAGAUAGCAGUGGAAGAAAUGGUCUUAUGUCUGACCUCACCAUUAAGUGCAACAUAUGCUCUGAGAGUACCAGUUGUGGAACAUCGUUGUCAGUUUCAGAAAGAGGGAAAUCAUAUGAUGUGAACCGACGGGCAGUGUACCAUUCUCUGGAAACAGGAAGUGGUUAUGAAGGGCUUGUAACCUUUUGUAGUAUCAUGAACAUGCCAUGCUUGUCAUUACCAUUUUACCACAAAAUGGUUGAUACAAUUCUUGUGGCCGUGGAAGCAAAAGCCCAGGAAGAAAUGCAACUGGCAGGUUUUAUAUUCUCCGUUAUUCAACUUUUAUAA